Molecule: messenger RNA, 735 nt
Organism: Condylura cristata (star-nosed mole)
Lineage: Eukaryota; Metazoa; Chordata; Mammalia; Eulipotyphla; Talpidae
Gene: GCSAML
Product: germinal center-associated, signaling and motility-like
Exons: 5
Coding region: 1-735 (244 amino acids)
Biological process (GO): regulation of lymphocyte migration; regulation of B cell receptor signaling pathway
Source: RefSeq, a predicted model, not a curated record
AUGGGGAACCGUCUCCAGCGGGGGUUCAGGGGCGCCGGGCCUGUACCCCAGACCCGGGUCCCACUGAGCCCCCCGCUGGAGGACGUGGCCCUGGCUGGGGCGCCCGGCGCUGCCCACGAGGGACAGAGCACAGCCCAGCACCCGUUGCCUGGGAGACGGUGCCCGGCCUGGGAGAGGCCCCGGGGCCGGGAGGACGCGGAAGGGGAGGCGGGCGGUGGCUGCGAGGACGUCUGCUACUCGGUCAUUGACCACGCGCCCAGCCGGCGGCCCUCCCUCAGCUCCACGGACCCCGGCUACGAGAACGUCCAGGCGGCCCCCAGGCCAGCGCGGCGCCCCCGCGGGGAGCCCGAGACGGAGUACGCCCUGCUCAGGACGCCCGGCAUCUCCAGGCCCCCUUCCUGCAACCCCGAGCACGACUACGAGCUCGUGCUCCCCCAAGUCCCCACGGGCCCCAGGACCCCGGGCUCCCCACUAUACCGCUGGGCCAAGGAUGUCCACCUUGGGGGGCUGGGGCCGCCACGCCCUCAGGGCUGUGCCCCCGGCCGCGGCCCAAGGCUCCGGGGCGCCUUCCUGCGCCCAGCCCCGGCGGAGGCCACCUCAGGCCUCAUGGACCGUGGGGCACCGGGGCUGCCCCCGGCCCGCCAGACCUCACCUCAUCUGCACGCCCCAUCGCCACAGAGAAACCGGGGUCCUCGCGGGGGUCACCGCGAUCUGGACGCGGAGCACGGCGAGUAG